This is a messenger RNA of Polistes canadensis, 2149 nucleotides long. RefSeq lists its product as uncharacterized. The record is from RefSeq and is a predicted model, not a curated record. The coding region runs from base 462 to 2036 and encodes 524 amino acids. NCBI's taxonomy places the organism in Eukaryota, Metazoa, Arthropoda, Insecta, Hymenoptera, Vespidae. The transcript has 4 exons.
AAAAAGGUAGAGCGAGGUCAUCUUUUGACUGCACAAUCAAUGCAUUUCAUAUGUAAUAAAGAAGUAGGGAUGACAGAAGAGAUAAAUGAACAAUUGUUUAAAUAUUUUGUUAGUCAAUAAAAUGACAAAGAGAGAGAGAGAGAGUGAGAGAUAAGAUGCCGUCCAAUAACGAUUCAGAAAUAAUACCAUUUGAAUGCGAUAAGAUGAUGAAUAGAAGAAGUAAUUGCAGGAGCUUGUACAUACGUAUUGUUUACAUUUAACACACAAGCAGUUAUUAAUCGGUGCUUUUCCGCGCAUGCUAUUAAAGUGCAGUUGUAAAUUACUAUGUUUGUGUGAAACAUCGCACAUAUGUUUUUCCGCAGAGGGAUUUUUUUGAAAUAAUAUUACCUUUCGAACAAUUAUUAAAUAACUGGUUUUCCUGACGUCUACUCUGUGUUUAUAGAUACGGUACAAGAAAAAAAAUGCAUGGUAUCAAAAGAGUAUUAGUUUUUUGUACAUUGACAACUGUACUACCAUUGAUGCUUAUUCUAAUCCCUCUCUAUCUGCGACACAGUUUUUAUGCUAAUGUAGCAUAUGCUGUUACAGAGUCUGAUAUUUUGGAGGUCAAUGAUGGAGUAUCAACUAUAUUUUGUUCUGCGCAUACUUUACAAAUGAAUGCAACAUUUAACGCAUUCCAAAUGUCGCAUAGACCAGAGAUAACGUCAUAUAAAAAACAUAUAAGAUUAAAGAAAAGUAUGAUUUUACCAGAUGAUACAUUUGAAUAUUGGGGAUUUUAUUUGCUUAAAGGCGCUACGGUAUUACUUUCUGUUUGUUCAAGAUUUCAAGGAGCUUCUAUUUUGGUUGUGAAAGGUGAACGUAACUUGCGUACUUGUGAAAUAUUGGAACAAAAUAAAAACAGAGAACUUGGAACAGAAAUGUUCUUACCAGAUGCGGAUCAAGUUAAAAUUACAUUCGAAUCUCAUAUGAAAGGUAUCAGUUCUGUUGAAGAUAUAAAUCAGCAAGCUUUUAAUGCCAUCGCAAGAAAAAAUAAUACAAAGCAAAGUUUUAAUGAUACAAAUGUUAUGCAGAUAACAGAUAAUUUUAAUGAUACUAAUCAAGAGAAAUUCUUGGCAUCUAUUAAAGAAACUCAAAACUAUACAAUAGAAGUACCUGUAACAUUGAAAAAAACAAGGGAAAUUGAAUCUACCAAGAGAUCUCAGCGAUGGCUUCACUCAACAUUUGCUAGUCAGGAAAGAAACUUGAAUGAUGAAAAAGAAUUACAAAAGAAAUCAACGAUUAUAAAGCAUCAAAGUAAAAAAAUAGGAAGAGAAGAUUUGAAAUUUAAUACUCUUAAUCAAGAACAAGUUGAAAACCACAGAAAUUUAAUAGAAAAAUUGAAAAUGGAAUUAAAUAUGGAACACGAUGAGAAUGACAACGUAGAGGAAGAUUUAGAUGAAAAACUAGAAAAUAAGCUAGUCAAUACUAGGGUAAAAAGAAAUCAAGAGCUUGUAAAUCCACCUUCAUUACUUGACCAAGGUAUCAAACAUGGUGGAACCGCAGAUAAAAAUACAAUGGAUCUCAAUGAAGCGUCAUCUGUAUCUAGUUUUGAAAAUGGUUUAUUUAAUUGUUACGAAGGCUCAAUUCUUUUGACGCAAGAAUUUGAACCUUCUGAAAAAUGUAUUGACGUUGAUUAUUUAGUUAAUGGAAAACAUAUGGAGACAAGACACGAUGUCGUAGAGGAUGGAUAUUAUUAUUAUAUAUUUUACAGCGAUAAUGAUUUUGUUUCAAACGAUAUACAUGCUCUAUUCGAUAUCUAUAAACCAACUUUUCAAUAUGAAAAUGUUACCAAGUCUUGUAUAAAUCAAACAGAGUGCUCGUUUACAUUAGAUCUUAUGUCUCCUGAUAGAGUAAUCGUAGAAAUACCAACCAAAGAUGGUAUAGAUUUAGAUCCAGAUGAGAUUAGUUUAUUGAUUUCAGUUUGCCAUCCACGUAUGGGUGUGUACGCCAUUUUUCCAAUCGCAGUAUUGUUCUUUAUACUUGGUUGUGCAUUUAUGUAAAGAUUUAUAAAGAUGAGAUUUACAAAGAUGAUAUUUACAAAGAUGAUAUUUACAAAUUUAUAAAUAAUUUUAAAAUAUAGUUUGUUAUAGAUUAUAUACAUUUUAUUAUUUAG